Tachysurus vachellii is the source of this 5544-nucleotide messenger RNA. It is a transcript of the gene phactr4a, whose product is annotated as phosphatase and actin regulator 4a. Lineage: Eukaryota; Metazoa; Chordata; Actinopteri; Siluriformes; Bagridae. Gene Ontology annotation, molecular function: actin binding. The transcript has 14 exons. Gene Ontology annotation, biological process: neural crest cell migration; actin cytoskeleton organization. The record is from RefSeq and is a predicted model, not a curated record. The coding region runs from base 307 to 3465 and encodes 1052 amino acids.
AGCCGCAGUUCAUCUUGCAGCGAGCUCUUGGGUUACCUCGUCCAUGUAGCGCGACGCAUGACGUCUCGAGGGUUGUUCGCUGCACUUAUGGCAAGUCUGCGUUUAUUCACAUGGCUGUUACGCUGCCUAAAGGAACCUAGGCACUGAAAAAAGAAAAGAAAAAACUCCAGCGCGGGAAUGACAGGCAUCUGAGCCUGCUGGAAUACCUCAAGCUUGUGGAGUAACUUAUUUACUAAGUCAGAGGUGCUCUGAGGGAGGGACCAACACAUACACACAGAGAGAGAGAGAGAGAGAGUUGUACUGUGUAUGAAGGCACGACAGAUAAGGAAACAAACAGAGGACUACGAGCAAGCCAAGCGGCUUGGGUUACUGUUAAAGUUCAAUCGCUGGCUACAGAAAAGGAGAGAGGAUAAGAAGCAGACGUGUUUUUACCCUCCCUGCCUCGGGCCUGGGAGCAUGGGACAGGGAGCUAGCACUCAGGCUCACACACACCACUCUACUAUUAGUACAGAUGAUGACGCCGAUGACCAGCAGAACAGCACAACAGGGAACGACAAACCGGACACCGGCAGAGAGACGCCUCCAUCCAAACAGAAGGGGAAGUUCUCCAACCUGGGCAAGAUCUUUAAACCCUGGAAAUGGAGAAAGAAGAAGGAAAGCAGCGAGAAGUUCAAGGAGACAUCAGAGGUUCUGGAGAGGAAGAUCUCGAUGAGGAGACCCCGGCAGGAGCUGAUAGACAAAGGAGUACUAAAGGAGAUCUCUGAGAAUGAGAGUCAUAAUGUGAAAGCGCCCUCCGUAAACAACGGUCAUACGCUGCCUGUAGCCGGUGACCAGGGGCCCAACGCAGGAUCAGAGGUCAAGAGCAGGUCACACGGCGAGGACCGAAAGAGUGGUUUGGUACCAGAACCUGAGCGACGAAGCCGAAUACCAUCAGAUGUGACCCGUAACCGGCAGCCUCUAGACGUGGACGCUCGCACGCGCAUCCCGUCAGAUUCUGAGAAACGAGAGAGAGACGAGGCACGGUACCGUGAACGGAGGGACGAAAACCGAGACCGAAGGGACGAUAGAGAGGAGCGAGGGAGAAGGGACGACAAAGAAGACCGGGAGAGGCGAGAUAGGCGAGAAGAACGGGAUUCCAGAGCAGAGUGGAGAGAAGAACGAGAACGAAGGGAGAAGAGAGAAGAGAAGAGAGACGGCAGAGUAGAGAAAGACGCGAGAGCGGACAGGGACCAAAAAAAGGAUGACCGGGAUCGGGACGAAAGAGAAAGGAGAGAGGACAGGGAAAGGAGAGAGUUAAAAGAAAGGAGGGACGAUCACAAUCGAAAGGAAGAAACUCUUCGGCGGGACGACAGAGACCGGAGGCCUGAAAGCGAGAGGAGAGAUGACCGAGAAAGGAAAGAUGACAAGGAGAGAAGAGAGUCGUGUGAAAGGAACGAGGAGCAAGACAGAAAAGAGGACAUUACGAGGAAAGAUGUGAGGAAGCCUGAGAUGCCAAAGCUGAUCAGGCCUCAGUCUGAGAUGGAUAUGAGGAGCCGUGUGCAAAGCAACUCGUCUGACGUGGUCCAGAAAACCCGACCCGUCUCUGAAGUUGAGCAAAGGAGCACACUGCCACGAUACAUACACACUCAGGAUGACCCCAGGGCACGCACAGGAUCUGUGGGUGUGCGCUUCACUCCUGUCCCCGAGUUAAAGGAGCAGCAGCCUACAGCCAAACAGGCCAUACUUCCCCCAAAAUGGCUGAUGUCCUCCACCGAAUCUGGUCAGGCUUCAUCUUCAUCAUCUUCCUCCUCCUCACUGUCGUCGACAUCUUCAUCUUCAGCUCCACCCAUUGCUAAGCCCCCUCCUCGCACUGUGUCUCUGUUGGUGGACGACUCGUCUCGACAUAGUUCCUUACCAGUCGUUUUGAUACGAAACCAGGACAACCCACCUACUGUCCUUGAUCAUCCUGCUAUUCCUGCCCCAGCUGCUGCUCCUGCUCCUAUUCCUACUCCCGCUCCUGCUGCCCCGUCCACCACCCCUGAUGCCCCAGUACAUGCUAAAAUGCCACCUGUUCCCCCGCCCAAACCCACCAACCGUAACAGUACGUUAGCACUGCAAGCCACAACAUUACCCAGGCACGGUAAAGCUCAGACUCCUCUGUACUGGACCAGCAAGAGACGACAGAAUGAACAUGGUACUUUGUCCUCUCUACCCAGCUAUCCCCAUCACCCUCAGCCUCAUCCAGGUGCCCCUGCCAUUGAGGCUCUUCAUGACGGAGAUGCACCCCAACCCCUGGUAGUCUCAAACCCGAUUUCUGCAAAGCGCUCUCCUCCCAUUCCGCCAGCUAGGACAACGCCGAUCAACAAACGCAACUCAGGGGACAUCUCAUCCAAUCAGGGUGAGCCUCCUGCCAGAAGUUCUUCCCCUAACCCUCCUCCCUCCCAGUCAGAGGAUAGCAAACACCCCAGCUAUACAGCUACAGUGGUGUCUCCUCCACCUUCCCAUAUCCCUCCAUCUCCACCUGGCAUCAACGUUGAUCCUCCGAGCCCUACCACUGAGCCGCCGAGCCAGCCUCCAUCCAUACCUCUGCACAUCCUGAUCCAGCGUGCACUUACCAGCCCUGGACCAGUCCACCCCAGCCCAGAAGGCAACCAGAGAGCUCACUCUCUGCUGUUUGAGACACCACCUGAGAUUGUAGUCGAGACGAGCGGACGACGUUCUCUUCCUGUCACCAUCGAGCCACUCAGACUGCCUGAGGAUGAUGAUUUCGACAUGGAGGAAGAACUACAAAAGCUGCACCCUCCUCCACCCCAGACCUUCCCACCGGAGCUGGAGGCCGGGAGCAGGCGGGGGUUAGUGGGAGACACCAUGGUCAUCUUCGAGGACUCGGACAGUGAGCGAGAGGACGACAACGACUCAGACGGGCCCAUUCUCUACAGAGACGACGAAGAGGAUGACGACGACGAAGAUGUGCCCAUGACCGGUCUGGCAGGCAAAGUGAAACGGAAGGACACUCUGGCUCUAAAGCUGGAGAAACAGCAGGAAAAGGAGGAGAAGCAGGGGCAAGAGGACAGCACCUGGAAGAGCCGGGAGCAAUGGGAGGCGAUGCGUAACAAGAUUGGCUCCACCCUCACACGGCGUUUGAGUCAGAGACCAACGCAACAAGAACUUGAGCAAAGAAACAUUCUGCUAGCCAAGAAUGAGGCAGACAGACGAGCUGAGCGAAGCGAGAUCAAACGCAGACUUACAAGAAAGUUGUCUCAAAGGCCCACAGUAGCAGAGCUCCAGGCCAGAAAGAUUCUCCGUUUCCACGAGUAUGUGGAGUGCACACAUGCUGAAGACUACGACCGGCGUGCAGAUAAACCCUGGACUAAACUCACACCCGCUGACAAGGCUGCCAUCAGAAAGGAGCUGAAUGAGUUUAAGAGUUCAGAGAUGGAGGUCCAUGAGGACAGCAGGAUAUACACCAGGUUUCAUCGGCCUUAGCCAACAGUGCCGGAGACACGAGAACGCGGAAAGUACAAACCACUGGAAAUCCAAGGAAGCUAUGGAAGCCAUACAAACUGUACAAGAUGCUGGUGUGUGUCGUUUUUGUCUGUUGAGGAUUGGUGUGCAGUGCCAAUCUACUAGGAUCUACGCUACCAUGGACUCUGACUUUAUAUCAGUUGGUGCUAGGACUUAAGGCAGCACGCAGGAAGCUGCACAGAGCUCUGGCGUGCUGACGCCGCAUCAGUCUCUCUGUCUGCUCACCUCACUGCCCCAACAGCCUUGAUUCAUGGUUACAUUGAUGCACAGACAGAAGCAACACUGUCCUUUUUCACAUCUGGAAUUUAUUUACAACAUAUCGAUUUCUUUUUAUUUAUGGUGAGGUGUGAUCUUUGUGCUAUGAACAAAAUGUGACGGUGGCAUCAACGUAUUGUGGGUUAGGGCUUGCAUUACCAUUCAUUUUUACCAGUCAACUAAUGAUUUAAAAGGUUGACUAGUUAUCUUAUUUUAGUUUUAGACUGUUUUAUUAUUGUGGUUAGAUUCAAAAACAAAAAUGCGUUCAACUGCACUUUAGUUAACAACCAUGCACAGGCUAUAUAUAUGAAAUUCCAAGUUUUUUUUUUGUUUGUUUUUUUUUUAAGGUAGAACAAUAAUAACUCAAUAGAAUGACACGAUACAGGAGUAAACAUUAGAUCUGUGUAUCUAAUUACAACAUAUAAAGGCCAACCUGUGGCCUAAGCUGAACCUUUGAUUCUGAAACUGAGGGCAUGCAGCACUGAAGCUCACGUACAGAGAGAGCAGAGCUCGCUCUAUAGCUCAGUGUGCCUGUGCUCCUUGGAUAUGGUCCUUGGAUCCGCAGUGUUCGAGGCUCACAUCAAGGCUCAUGUUGAAUGAGCAGCAUUAGUAAUGUUUAAAGACAGGUCUGUACUAACUAAACUAGCUGAAGUGGACAAGGUGGGGAUUGAUCAGUGGCAAUGAACAGUCCUGUACACAUAAACAUCUCACAGUGUGAAUAGUGAACGUAUGAGCUAAUGUUCACGUGUGUGUCCAUAAGUGUGUCUGUGUGUGUGUGUACGUCCGCGCAUAUGUGUGUGUCAGUCUGUGUGUGUGACAGACAGUUUGUUGUGACCGGGUUUCUCUCGGUGUAUCUGUCACUUUGGACCUGUGUGUGGCUGGAUGAAUGCGUGUGUGAAUGUGCACAAGUGUGUGUGGGUGGGUGGGUGUUGUGUUGUGGGUGGAUGAAUGUGUGUGUGUGUCAUUUUUAGCCUGUGUGGGUGGGUGAAUGUCGGUGGGUGUGUGGGUGUCACUUUGAGCCUGUGUGUGUAAGAGAGAGAGAGAACAGAGGUGUGUAUUUUUCUGCACAUGCUCUAACCCUCUGCCUUAUAAAUGCUGACAAACCGUUGCACACAAUUUAAAACGAAUCAAUAGAAAGAGCCUGUAAAUAAAGUAAUGACAUUCUAUUUCCCACUUCUGUUUCUCACACACAUCUGUAUGAAUCUCAGGAUUAAUGCUCAAGGGUAUCGUCUUCUCUCAAUGUGCAUUGUACUGUUUUUUCUUUGAUUUCAGAUUUGUACAACACUGUCAUGUUCAUUUCCUUUCCUUGCUGCCAAACAGCAGCGUGACGACUCUUCUUCUUCUUCUCCUGAGUUGAAAUGAGCUUAAAUACAACACAGAUCUUUAGUCUAAAGUGAUCUGUUAAAAUUUUUGUUACAAGCACAAACUGUUAGUGAACCGAAAAAUGACACAAUGAUGCACACUUUUUUUGUACAUUUAUAUGCUUUUUUUUUUUUUUGGUCUGAGUUAAUUUUAUGACACUGUUUUCAAGGCUGUUUCUUGCCUCUUUUGUACAGAUAUACACUGUAGAUUCUGAUCAUUGUGUAAUUAUGUCUUUCAAAUGUUUAAAAGAUGUUUUUAUUGUAUUUACGGUAUUACUAAAAGAUACAAGGUAAAAAAAAUGAUAUAACAGUGUAAGUAGAGCAAAAUGGUACUCUGAAAAACUUUUAUUCGUCAUUUUUUAUGGUGAAAGAAAAGACUGAGAAAUGUUCACUUCAUAAAUUGAUUAAAACUUAAUUUCAGAUA